This is a messenger RNA of Bemisia tabaci, 2994 nucleotides long. It is a transcript of the gene YL-1, whose product is annotated as Vacuolar protein sorting-associated protein YL-1. Gene Ontology annotation, cellular component: nucleus. NCBI's taxonomy places the organism in Eukaryota, Metazoa, Arthropoda, Insecta, Hemiptera, Aleyrodidae. The record is from RefSeq and is a predicted model, not a curated record.
AUUGUUUAUUGACAUUGACAAGCAGCGAGGUUUGAUUCGAAAUUUUGAAUAACUUUUUAAUUUUUUUUUCGCAUACCAUUCUCAUAUUUUCUGAAGUAUUCUCCUUUAAUUCCAUCCAAAACUGCAUCCUCUGCAGUGCAUCAUUAAGUUUCGUGUGUUCAGAAAUACCUAAAGUUUGGUGAUGGCUUCAAGCCGCGAAAGAAGGUCCAAUGCUGGCAAUCGCUUAGCAAAGCUCCUGAAUGAAGAAGAAGAGGAUGAAUUUUACAAAACCACCUACGGUGGGUUCGAUGAGGUUGAAGACGAUAAUGAUUACAAGUCUGAAGAGGAAGUAGAGGAUGAUGUUGAUUCUGACUUCAGUAUUGAUGAAAAUGAUGAACCAGUCUCUGAUCAAGAAACAGAGGAGAGCAAGAAAAGAAAGAAAAUGGUCUACAAAGAACCGAAAGUCGUGAAGAAAACAGUAGAAAAAACACCAAAACCCCCACAGGCAAAAACAGAUAGGAAGAAAUUACAUUAUCCAUCUUCAAGUGAUAUUUUGGAAAGGAAAUCUAUCCGACACUCUACGGCAGUUGCCUCCGCCAAAACACAGCAGAGAGUCCGUGAAAGAUCUGAUCUGAAGCGGAAAAUUUCAAGGAAAUAUACUGUGGAAGUUAAAUUAACGCAAGAAGAACUAUUAGAAGAAGCCAAAUUGACGGAAAUAGAAAAUUUAAGAUCUUUAGAAAAGUACCAAAUGAUGGAAAUCGAAAAGAAAAAAAACAGGGGGAUCAAAAAAAUUUUCACUGGGCCUGUCAUUCGUUAUCUUUCAACAACUAUGCCUGAUGUAGCAUUAGAAGAAGAAACCAUUUGUGUUGAUGAAGAUGUGCCUGUGAAGGAAGAAACAAAAAGUGAAGAAUCAAAGGCUGACUCCUCUUCUUGCGAACAAGACAAGUCUCCAAAAAAGAAAAGGAAAAGUUGUUAUGAGAGAACUUUCUUAAUAUUCACUGAUGCCUUAACAUUCCAUGACAGUUUUUACAAACAUUUUCAACAGUCGCAAAAGCCUCACAACCAUAUUUUCCCCAGAUUAUGUCCAAUAACUGGAAUGCCAGCCAAAUAUGUGGAUCCUGUCACAAAUGUUCCGUAUGACACCGCUCAGUCUUUCAAAAUCAUUAGGGAACUGUAUGCCAAAUACUUGGAAACAAACGGCAACAGGGAUAUUAAAGAGGUUGCCGAGUGGUUGGAGUGGCAUGAAAACAAUAGCGGCAGUCUACUAGUAAAUUUAACUACUCCUGAUGCAGCUACGUCAAGCUAAAUUUGAUCAUCUGCCUACAGGUAUUUUUGACAACCUCUUGAAAACAGCUCACAUUGAUUUUGUGUGUUUGAGUGGAAUUAAUAUCAAAGUUUGAGGUUGAAAAUAAAAAUUCGAAAGAACUCUCUAGAGGAAGAACUGUUUGGAGCUUACAAGUGUCUAACAUAGUUCAUAAUGUGACUGUAUACCAGCAUUAAGGCACUGAUUUGUUAGAGCUGUAUGAAUAGUGAAUUUUUCAAAAGAAGCAAAUAGCGAAUAAUAUUGCCAAAUUACUAUUGUAAUAAUUUAAGUAAAUUAUUCUCAACUACAAAUAAUAAUACAAAUAAUUCAAAAUGACUUUUUUAGAAUACAAAUAAUUCAAAAUGACUUUUUUAGGUUCAAAAAAUUGCUAAUAUUACGGAAGCCAACAAACAAAAGUGAUUAAUUUUUUAAAAAAAAUUCCAUUUGCUCCUACACCUGUACAGAAAACAAUGAAAUGCUAUGAUAGCAGCCUAGGCUGUUAAGCAUGUGCUUGAAGAUCCCUGGAUGCUGCCUUGACUGUCCCUGCAGUAAUGUAUCCAUUACCAGGAUUGAAAGUUAACUGCACGGGCAGUCAAGCUAGUAUUUAAGAAUCACUAGACACAUUUUUAGUAUUUCAUUUUUUUUCGUUGCUGAAAAUGUGUUCAUAAUUAUUUAUGACUGCGAUUUUUGAGAGUGUCGCAUAGUGCGCAAGUCAGCUGAAUGGUAAUCAUUCUGAAUGAUAUUAGAUGAUGAUACAGCGCCUUGUCAAUGAUUUAAAAUUCAAGGGAGACUAGGAAGUUGCUUGGAUUAUCAAGCUUUUCAGCUAAGAAAGUUCAAAUGGAAAACUUUUAAUUUAAAUUAUUGAGGUAAUGUUAAUGAGAGGAGAAUUAUUUCUUCCUUUGUCGCAAAAUGGAACAAGUUUUCAACCGUCCAUGAUUCUUUUACUGGGUACUCACUGGCAUGUAACACUGAUUUCUAAUCAUCUGAUCAAGCUUUUCACGGUGGAAUUUGACCUUGUUGCCUUGCUUACACCCUUAGCAAAGCUUGCACAUGUGUACAUUUACACCAGCUGAUUCAGUUGACUUCAGAUUACAGAGAGAAUAAGCCACCUCGCUUUUAACCAUAGAGCAACCAUCAUACUUACUUAGUUUAAAUCAUGGAUAGAAUUUUUGCUCCAUUUUGGAAUAUCCAAGGGCUGAACCAUCUCCAACUCUUUGAAUUACCGUGGGCAGCAAAGUACUUUGGUUCUUUUCAAAAAAUUAAGAGAUUUCUCAGGUAACAGACCUUUAAUUUGAAUUAAUGAGGUUUAAAUCACCAAUGCACUGUAGUUAACAUGAACUGAGACUAAGAUUGAAUUAAAGUCAGAUGCUAAAACCAGAAAGGGUGAAAGUGUCAAAUUUCUAAUAUGAAGGAUCCCUUAAAAUGGGUGUAUGUUUCAUAUUUUAAAUAUCAGAAACUUUGGUCGUACUACUUAGAAAAUUUCCACACAAAAUUUGUAAGAAACUUUGCGCCUGCUCUUGAAUGAAUUACUGAAUUGUCGAGUAAUAACUUGCAGCACUGCAAUGCAAUCCAGCCCUUGUGGCUCUGACCCUCUUCGGUUUUUGGUCCAAAACAAAAACCCAUGGCUCAUAAGACCGGUAUUCUUGAUGCUGUUUUGAUUGUCAACAUGUGAAGUUUGUAUUGAGAUCAAUAAAGAUUUGUUCUUGUUAAAA